Cladocopium goreaui is the source of this 5601-nucleotide messenger RNA. Lineage: Eukaryota; Dinophyceae; Suessiales; Symbiodiniaceae. The record is from the annotation of a GenBank genome assembly.
AUGUCCAACUCCAUGACGGCCGAGAACCAGCACAUGGGCUGCAAAAGGCAGAACAUUUGUGCCAGAGGGGCCUUCGAAAACUGUCAGUUUGCUACGAGCAUAUUCAAUGGACCUGUUACUGUCAAGACAGUCACCAACAUCACAGUGAACCGGAGUGGCAAGAAGAAAGCUGCGGCUUCGUGGAAGGUGACAGAGGAGGGAUCGACACAGAGUAGCAAGGACAAGAUUGAUGAGAAUGGCCCCUCUGGAUCAAGUAGUCAAAAGACUAUGCAAGGCCCAAACCAGUCCUGUAAAAGUGGGGAUGGUUUUGAUGAUGCCCACACAGAAAUCCCAGUCAGAAAUUCCGAGAAGCGCCUCAAGACUGCGGCUUGCCAUGAUGUCACUCAGCUUGAUGCGGUGCCAAUCCCAAUCAAUAGGAUUGAUCCUAGCGAUGUUGGGCCUCAACCUCAUGAUGCAGAGUUCCAUCAUGACAUGAUGAGCUUCGAUUGUGAUGGACACAGAGAUUACACACCUGAUAGCUCGUACUUGUCAGAUUGGUCUUCAGACUCAGAACAGGAAAGAGAGCCUACCCUGGAGCAGCAGGAACGUUCUCGUCUCACAUCGCAAGAGCUCAUGGCAUACAAGUUCUUCAUCCUGCAGCAUCCCCUGUGCAAUCAGCGCUGUCAUGAGGAGUGGGAGGAGUGGGAGUUGGGUCCUGAGGGGGUGGGGAGUUGGGGUGUUUGGGAGUUGGCUCCUGAGGGAGGGGCUUUGGGGGUCCUGAUGGGGGAAGGGUGGUUCCUGAAGGUGCUUGGGCGUUGGUUCCUGAGGCCUGAACAUGCUGAGAAAUUCUUUGGGUUUCAAGACUCGGAUGGCAGUUCCAAGCAGAAGACAUUGGAGCUACGAAGAGCUGCAGAGAAGGGUCAGCUUCCAAGUCUACAAGAAGUGGCAAGCCCUGCGGAGCAGCAGAAGAUGGAGCCUUUUGGGCCCUUGCUAGUGGAGAAGGAAGAGCAAGAGAUUGCUGAACCAUGUCAAAAGGCAGUUGCACAGGGGCAGCCAAAGGUAUACAAGUAUUUCACCUUCCGACUGGUGAGUGCUGCUGACAACAGCAGCGUGGAAAAACCAAAGGGCCUUCUGAUUGGUCAGAAGGUUGGGUCCAUUGACUUUGCGAGUUUUGACCCUGCAAUCACUCUGGAAGAACUUUUUGGGACAGAGUUGAGCGGGGCAGCUUUGCUAGAACAGAUGCUGUUGUGGUUCCAAGACACUGAGCUGUCCACACUCCCAUGGUACAGCUCUGAUGGGGAGCCCAAGAACCGCAACAUCAUCAAGGCACCGCAGUCACGUGCCAUCCAGGAAUCGACAAUUGCUCGCUACAUGACUCGCAUCUACAAUGAGGGUUUAUCCCAGGUCGUCUCAGGAGAAGCAAUCAUGAAGUGGAGAAACCAAGAGCGUGCAUACCCAGUUGCCGCCCUUGGGUUCAAUCACAGGGCGGAGAGUUUUUACCGAUGCGAUGAAGAAGAUCCCAAGAACAAGAACGUCACGGACACCCGCCUGAGGGGAUUGAAGAAAGUGAGGGUUCUUCACUUUCUUACGCCCGAGUGCGUUCUCCACAAAAUUGUCUCCCUCCUGAACCAGUUUCACGAGGGGAGUGCCCAGAAUCAUUUUGACGUGAUGCAGGAGGCAUUGCAGCUGGAGAUGGCAUGGAAGGCCAACUGCCAUGUCACCAAGAUGAACACAUACAAUCCUCGUUAUCAGGCUUCCUAUGAAGACUUCUUCUUGUCCAAAAGUGCAAGUGCUGAAUUCUCAGGCUUUUUCAAGUCCAAGGAUUCCUUCUACAAGACCAUAGCCAUUGUCCACCAGCUUCAGAUUUACAGCAUCUACAACCGUGUGGCAUCAUGGUCAAAUGCCUUUGUGGAUUUUUUGGACCCCAGGUACAAUCCUCACACUUGUAUCUCGCAGAUGCAUGCCUUGGGUGUGCUGAUUGUGAACGCCUUGAAGAAGAGUUGCACCAAAGAGAAGAUUGGAGUCAUUCUGUUCGAAGCCUUGAAAGCUUGUGUCGGACUCUUAGUACCAUCGUGUCAGCAAAGUUUGUCCAGAUGCUCUGGGCGAUCACUCUCCUUUGCUUUCCCGAAGGGAGGGGCAGAAGCCAGCCGGACCAUGAACUUGAUCAACAUUUCUAUGGAGUCCAGUGCUGUCUCACGCAAGAUGCUGAGAGACGCAGGUGAUGCCACUUCUGGAGGAGAGGCUGCAGCCAAGGCCAAAGCGACUUCGAAGAAUGACGUCAGCCUCUUUGUGAAGAAGGAGUUGGCCAGUGUUCCUUCCCUUGAUAUCCAGCUGAAGCCGGGAGAGGUGAAAAAGCUUCGCCAGAUCCAGCCAGAGAUGCCAUCGACCGAGCCCGAGCAUGCAGAGAAUUCUGAGCAGUCUGAGCAGUCUUCCAAGGCUGAUGCAGACGAAGAUGCUGCGGAGCCAGCAGCAAAACGUCAGCGAACUGGAGCGAAGAGCAAGAUGAACCAAAAGAAACGUCAGUUCAAGGCAUAUUCUGAUGAUGAAAAGGCUUUCUUUCGUUCUUCUACUGAGGCCCAGUUUGGAGACAUGCGUCCCAUCACAGCUCUUGAGGACAUGAUCCAAGCUUUGGAUUACGGGCUUGCACUGUUGGUCAAGGACGGGGUCAUUUCACAGAAGGAUGUGAACUCUGAACGCGUGCUGAGCACUUAUGGGUUUUGUGCUUCCCUGUUCUUCGAAUUCUGUUGGCAAGGCAAAGUUGCUGUCAAUGGACGGGAGUUCCGACAAUGGAGUGCUUUACGUGGAGAAAUCCAAGCAACACUGAUGGCCACCAAUGAUCAGCUUGAGUCUCCCAUGGAUGCCAUGGGCCUUGCCAGUUACAGUGGAUCAGAGAGCCAAGCUCAGAACACAAAAUGCAUGAACCCACUGCAGCUUGCUGAUCUGCUGUGUCAGAGCCUUUUGAAGGAGCCAGUGACGAGCGUAAUUUGGGACUCAGAAGACCCAGAUGAAGUUGUGCUGAAAAGCAUUGCCAACUGCAUGGCUGCCAAGAAACUAGGUGAACCAGUCCGGGCAUUUGUCACCAGCAGCCUGCACCUUCCAUUGCCUAUGCACCAGGCUGUGCAGUUGGCUUUGCAGCAAGUCUUUGCCGUUCCUGCUGGGGAAAAUCUAAGUCUGUCAGAUUUGACCUCCAUUUCCUUUGCAUCAAUCAAUGAGAAGCUGCCUGCCGCAUGGUGUGGUUUUGCGUUCGACGUCAGCACGGCCUUCGCUGAGCGACAGCGCUUCGUUGAAGGAACUGAUGAGGUGUUUGGAACGAGCGACAAUUUGCAACUCUUUGUCCAGCUGCGCACAAAGUACCUCUUGGCAAUCCUGAAGGAGGUCCUGCCCGUCAAGGAGAUCUCUGGUGUGUCCCAGGAGAAGAAAGACUUCCUAGUGGAGCUUGCUUCUAUCUCCCAAAAGUCCAAAGACUUUGACAUGUUGGUUGUCUUCGAUGCCAUUCAAUUUGCUCGCACAUGGGCACGUGAAUGGGCUUCUUUGCUGGAAAAAGCAAGCAACCUGGUGGAUUUGCGCCAGGUUUUGAAAGAGAUGAAGAACCUCAACACAAGUGCCUUAAAUGUUGAUGAACAACAGGCACCGCAUGCCCAGAGGCUGAGCCUUGACUCGGUGAGAGUGUUGAAGGAAGCAUCCAUGACUUUGGGAAACGGUGAUGGAGUUAAGGCUGAUGCAAAAGAAGAAGCAGAAGCAGCAGAAGACGUGGAGGGUAAAGCAACCAGUGUUCCUGUCUCAGCUGACAUGACCGUUCAGGACGUCAAUCAUUUCAGAGACCGAGAGUUGAUGCACUCAUUGCAAGUGUUGGAAUUUUCCAAAGACGCCACUGAGAUGAACAUCUUCCAAGGCAUGUCCGAGGCAGCAGCUACAAAAUCAGCCAGUCGCUCUAUGGGGCCACUAUUCGUCAAGAUCUUGGAGAAGAAGAUGGAAAUUCUUCAGUGGGAGCUUUACGAACUUUUGAAAAAGGAUGAGCAGAAUGUCCAGUUCAAUCUCUCAGGUUCGAACAAAAAGGAUCAAGUGAAAAUUUCAGUGCCGGUGUCUCAAUCUCUAUGCAUGCCAUUUGCAGGCAACAUCAGCGUUUCAGACGCUGCCUCUGGAGGAAACAAGCCUCACUUGUUGGGGAGCUUGUUUGGGCUGAAUUUCUAUAUUCAGCCGAAACCCUUGGAUGUCCAACUUGUUGACUUCGUUGUUCCAGCAUGGGCUGCAAAGCCAGCUGCAAAAGCUGAUGGUUGCUUCUUUGUCCAGAAGACGGUGACUGCCUCCUUUGUUGCCGCGAAGCCAAGUGCUGAUGCCCUCCCCGCCUCCAUCUCUUUGCAUCUGGUGACCGAUGACUUUGGCAUCCAUCCAAACAAACGUUCUUUGGAGGAAAUGGUCCAGAAGUACCAGGAAUCAGGUGGUGGUGGGUGCUGGGGCACCAUUGACAUGCAAGUUCUUGAGACGAAGGAGGAGAAGAAACGGAAGAAAGCUUUUGAGACUGCUGGCGACCGAGAGAAGUUGCAACUACAAGUUGAUGCAGCUGAAGGUGAGCUUAGUCGCCUGCAGGAAGUUGAAUCUGAGGAGAAGCAGGUGAAAGAGGCAAUCGACAAAGCAUUGUCCAAAUGCUCCCUUCCUUCCUCCAUUCCUUUGACAGUCUUGACGCUGACAGAGCCAGCUGAGAAGGGGGCCAGGGCAAAGGCGAUGCAGGAGCAGAUGAAACAAGCCAAGGCCAAGCUGGCUACUAUGGAUGGAGAGGACGCCUCAGUAGAAGAGCCACGAGGCCUCGACAAGCUCACGUACCCCGGCAUCCCACACAACACCAUUGGUGCUCAAGCAGCCAUUUCUGUUUUGCGCAAGAAUGGUACAUUGGCCCAGCCCAAGAAAGCAGCCAAAGGAAAGAAAGACGACAAAGCGAUCACACAGAGUGAGAUGAAAAAACUUGGGAAGCACAUCCUGAAGUGUUGGGCGCUUCCUGCUAUGUGCCAGACUACAGUUCUGAUACGUGAAGAUCCGACAGAGACCUUCGUUGUCGGGGGUGAGCAUCCAGGGAAAUCUAUCCUUUCAACAAAGGAAGGCACUCCAAAGCUAGCAAAAGAAGAUCUAGCAAUGGUUCACUGCUGUACCAUGCUCAAGGGCAUAGAUUCUGUCGGUGGAGGGUACCAGAUUCAGCAGCUGCCGCGCCGUCGAUUGGUUGACGCGGAUCUAGAACUACAUGCGAUGGCUGAUGUUUUGGAUUGCUGCGUCAAAGGAGCUGGCGACAGACCUCCACUUUGCCUGGCAAUGGAUUGCCAUGGCAGCUUUCACAAGGUGCAUGACAUGCUGUUGGGCAUUCUUCCACUGUCGGAAUUUUGCGACUUACCCAUGUUGAAGAACUGUCACCUUUCUUCUUCAAGUCUGCGGGUGCCAUGCUUCCCCUUUCGCCAUCUUAUCUAUAAAGACGAGGACAGACCGAUGUUCCCCUGCUUGGACCCGAAGCACAUUCUCAAGGCAGUCUCAAGGUCACUGCGUUCAUCAGCUCGCACACUGAGAAUGUGCCUGCUCUUAUUGUGGAUGUUUGUGACUGUUUUUAUAACGUUUAUAAAUGUUUAUAUAAUCUGUUAA